AUGCUUGGCAAUCAGCCAGUAGUGAUCGACAAUGGCAGCGGGUGUAUCAAGGCUGGAUUUUCGGGGGAGAAUUCACCCCAGGUCCAAAUACUCUCAGCUGUGGGCUACCCUAAGUACCGUAAAGUGAUGGAGGGUGUAGAGGGCCCAUCAGAAGUGACCAAGCCGACUAAGGGCAGCAAAGUUGGCG
Perkinsus marinus ATCC 50983 is the source of this 187-nucleotide messenger RNA. Its product is annotated as actin, putative. The transcript has 2 exons. The record is from RefSeq and is a predicted model, not a curated record. The annotation marks the transcript as partial. Lineage: Eukaryota; Perkinsozoa; Perkinsida; Perkinsidae.